AUGACUUUUGAAUAUUCUCAGGAACUUGCUAAUGAUUAUGAAAAAUUAUUUGAAACUGAUGAAGGAUAUGAUGUUAUUAUUCACGCCGGUGACAAUGAAAAUGUAAAAGAAAUACAUGCGUUUUCAAAUAUUUUACGUAUUAGGUCUCAAUAUUUUCGUACGGUACUUUCUGAUGAAUUGACCAAGAAAAAAGAUGGAAAAUUUAUUUUUAAUUUCCCUAAUAUUACUCCUCAAUUUUUUGAAAUUAUUUUAAGGUUUAUUUAUUGUGGAAAGAUAGAUUUGACAAAAUUACAAGGACUAGAUAUUCUAAAGCUUUUACCGGCAGUGGAUGAACUUAAAAUCCAAAGACUAAUAAUUUGUAUUCAAGAAUAUUUGAUCAAACAUCAUCAUGAAUUUUUACAAAAUAAUCCUGUAGAAAUUCUUGAAACAGUUUACCAACGUGAAACUUUCACUGAUUUAUGGAAUUAUUAUCUUGAAAAAAUUUGUGACAAACCAGAUGUGUUAUUUAAAUCUGAUAAAUUUAUCAAUUUAAAUGCAACUUUAUUAGAAUUACUUUUAAAACGAAAUGAUUUGUCAUUGGAUGAAAUUGAUAUAUGGGAUAACUUGAUCAAGUGGUGCUUUUCUCAACAAUCUACUAUUCAACAAGACGUUAAUAAAUGGAAUAAAGAAGAAAUUACAAUCAUGGAGAGAACUAUUUAUAGAUUUAUUCCGUUGAUAAGAUUUUAUCAUAUACCUUCAGCAGAUUUUGUUACUAAAGUAUAUCCUUAUAAAGAAAUAUUACCAAAGGAUUUAAUUAAUAAUAUACUUGUAUUUCAUAUGGCUCCAUAUGAGCAAUUAAAUGUUGAUAUUCAAUUUCCUAGGAAACAACAAUGUGUUUAUGAUUCUGUCAUCAUCUAUAACAACCAUUUUGCUAUUUUUUCUGGUUGGAUUGAAAAGAAAAUUCAGUUUUAUCAUGAUUUAAAGAAUAUUCCUUAUAAUUUCAAUUUACUUUAUCGUGCUAGUAGGGAUGGUAAUACAACUUCAGACUUUCAUACUAAAUGUGAUAAUAAAGGUGCUACUAUAGUUGUAGCAAAAAUUACAAAUUCGAAUCAAAUAGUUGGAGGAUAUAAUUCACUUCAGUGGGAUUUAACUGGUAAUUGGAAGUCUACAAAAGAUUGCUUUAUAUUCUCAUUUGCAAAUAAAGAUAUCCUUCAAAGUGCAAAAGUUGGAUAUAGUAAGGGUGAUGCUUAUUCUGUAUUUGGUCGUAGUGACUUUGGUCCAUUAUUUGGUCAUGGACAUGCUUUAGGGUUUAAUCACGAUGGAUGGUAUAGGAAUCGUAGCAAUUCUUAUCCUGAUGUAGAUAUACCGGUAGGCAAAUUUGAAACGGAUGAUUAUGAAGUUUUUCAAGUUGUUAAGAAAUAA
Messenger RNA from Rhizophagus irregularis DAOM 181602=DAOM 197198, 1401 nucleotides. RefSeq lists its product as uncharacterized. The record is from RefSeq and is a predicted model, not a curated record. NCBI's taxonomy places the organism in Eukaryota, Fungi, Glomeromycota, Glomeromycetes, Glomerales, Glomeraceae.